AUGAGCUCUUUCUACUCGGGAGGCCAGGCGUUGUCGAUCGCCUUCUUCUUCGCUGCUGUCGACAUCUUAGUGAAUAUAUUCGGAUUGGCAUGGAAUGGGCAGUACUUCACUAUUGACAAUAUCAAACACUGGUUCGACUUACCAAACUACAAAUUCACCACAAAUCCCAUAGAUUUCUUGGGUGUAGCUCUUCUGAGAGAUUGUGUCCUGCUUGGUGGAGCUAUCGCAGCAUGGACUUCUCCUAGUGGAUUCAGUGAGGUGGCGGCAAAAGCAAGCAACGCCGUCUUCGCUGUUAUGCUGGUGAUUUUCGCUUUUGCUCCAGCAAAACUCCUUGCUUUCUACGAGAUCGACACCGUCAAGUUGGCUGUUGGAGACUGGAUUUUGAUGAUUUGGUGCAUUUUUGCGUCGUUGGCUGUGCAGGUGAUUUGGACUAGUGUUUACACCCGAGUAAGCGAGUAUGGGUACAGUGUUGGCCCUCAAUUUGGCGACGAUAACUAUGAGGAGAGAAUUCUAGAGGUGGAAGCAGCGAAAGCAGCUAAACAGCGCGAGACCUUCGUUCUGUUGUUCCGUCUGCUUCGCUACAUGGCUAGGGAGUGGAAGUACUAUGGAAUGGCAUUUUUCUUUCUCUUCUGCUACUCUCUCAGUCGUGUCUUCAUACCGUACUACACUGGUGAGGUGGUUUCUGCGGUGUUCGGCGAAAAAGCAUCAUACGAACGACUUCACCGUACAGUUGGCAUCAUGGCAUUAUUAUCACUUGGAUGUGCUGUUUUUGGUGGAUUACGUGGCGGUUCAUUCACUUACGCUCAUGCCACUAUAGAUAGACAAAUCCGUAAUGAUCUUUUCCGUGCGGUGAUCAGACAGGAGAUAGGAUUCUUCGACGCCAAUAAGACUGGAGAGAUCUGUUCCCGUCUCACAUCCGACUGCCAAACGAUGUCAAACACGCUGUCACUCUAUAUGAAUGUGUUAACCAGAAACCUGACCAUGUUGUUCGGAUCGUUGAUUUUCAUGACCACUUUAUCAUGGCGCCUUUCCAUGAUCACUCUGAUCACCGUGCCUUUGAUCUUUUUGGUCAAUAAAGUAUUCGGUGUCUGGUACGAUAAGCUAUCCGAAGAAACACAAAACUCAGUGGCUCGUGCUAAUGACGUCGCGGAAGAAGUUCUUUCCGCUAUUCGCACAGUCAAAAGCUUUGCUUGUGAGCGAUUUGAAAGUUAUAGGUUCCUUGCAUAUCUCAACCAGACUCUCGCUAUCGCCACCCGCAGAGUUGUGUGUGUGAUUGGUUUGAUCUGGACAAAUGAGCUUUUACAAAUGGGAAUUCUCACCAUAGUGCUUUGGUAUGGAGGUCAUCUUGUGAUCCAAGGAAAGAUCGAGUCCGGUCUGCUGGUCUCAUUCCUGCUUUAUCAGUUCCAAUUGGGAGAAAAUUUGAGGGAACUUGGUGAAGUCUGGAACGGCCUUAUGCAAGCCGUAGGUGCUUCCAGAAAGGUCUUCGAGUUCAUCGAUCGUGAUCCAAAAGUCAAGAACGAUGGAAAAUACGCUCCAGAGAAACUUGUCGGCCGGAUUGAGUUCAAAAAUGUCAAGUUCAGCUAUCCAAUUAGACCGGAUUUACCAAUUAUGGAGGAUCUCACAUUUACGGUUGAACCUGGAGAGGUUGUUGCACUUGUCGGUCCUUCUGGAGGAGGAAAAUCUAGUUGUAUCGCCAUGCUUGAGCAUUUCUAUGAGCCAACUGGUGGAGAGGUUCUCCUGGAUGGGGUUCCAAUAAGAGAAUAUGACCACAAAUACUUGCAUACUAAGGUCGCCCUAGUGGGUCAAGAGCCAGUGCUAUACGCUAGAUCCGUAACAGAGAACAUUGGUUACGGCAUGAAUACGUUUACCAGUGAGCAAGUUCAGUCGUCUUCAAAGCUGGCAAAUGCGCACGCGUUCAUCAUGGAUACAACUGAGGGCUACAAUACAGAUGUUGGAGAGAAAGGAAGUCAAAUGUCUGGCGGUCAGAAGCAGCGCAUUGCCAUCGCCCGUGCUCUUGUUAGGGAUCCUGUAGUGCUAUUGUUGGAUGAAGCGACGUCGGCUUUGGAUUCUGAGAGUGAGCACUUGGUCCAAGAAGCAAUCUCGAAGAAUCUCAAAGGACGAACUGUGGUCCUCAUUGCUCAUCGUCUCAGUACUGUAGAGAAUGCUGAUAAGAUCGUAGUAAUCAACCACGGCCGUGUAGAACAAAUGGGCACCCAUAAGGAGCUGAUCAACCAAGAGGGGAUGUACAAAAUGCUUGUACAAAGACAAAUGAUGAGCGCUGAACUCGAAGAUGAACCGGCGCCAAUGACGAGCGGACCACCCGUUGUUCCUAGAAUCUCGAGAAUUUCGUCGCCCGUUCACAGUGUUUCGCAGUCGUUCCUUGGCACUUCGUUGACGAGUAGUUACUUAUAG
This is a messenger RNA of Necator americanus (New World hookworm), 2412 nucleotides long. RefSeq lists its product as uncharacterized. Gene Ontology annotation, molecular function: ATP hydrolysis activity; ABC-type oligopeptide transporter activity; ATP binding. Gene Ontology annotation, cellular component: mitochondrial inner membrane. The transcript has 24 exons. Lineage: Eukaryota; Metazoa; Nematoda; Chromadorea; Rhabditida; Ancylostomatidae. The record is from RefSeq and is a predicted model, not a curated record. Gene Ontology annotation, biological process: oligopeptide export from mitochondrion. The coding region runs from base 1 to 2412 and encodes 803 amino acids.